UUCUCAAGUACAAAAGUCCUUACCUUUGCUUUCCAAUUCCUCUGAGAUCUUCUACUUCUUCACUUUUAGAAGCAUACAUCUAUCAAAAUCAACCAUGGCUAUCCACCUACCACGUAUUGCCAGCUCUAAGAAAGUUCCCAAGGGUUACUUUGCAGUUUAUGUCGGAGAGAACCAGAAGAGAUUUGUGAUACCAGUGUCGUUCUUGAACCAGCCUCUGUUUCAAGAUUUGCUUGGCAUGUCAGAAGAAGAGUUCGGAUAUACUCAUCCUACUGGCGGUCUCACGAUUCCCUGCAACGAAGAAAUCUUUGUCGAUGUUACCUCUCGCUUGAAUUGAUUGUGAGAGAAUUAGCACAAACCAGUCCAUACAAUUUUGUAAAGCAAACUUCACUAAUACCAUGUAAACACCUUUUUCCCAUCCUUUUUGCCUUGGGGAGCAGAAAUGAGUCUCCCUGAGUGGAAAACUAGAGAUGGUGGUUACUGUAA
This is a messenger RNA of Hibiscus syriacus, 483 nucleotides long. RefSeq names its product auxin-induced protein 15A-like. The transcript has a single exon. Gene Ontology annotation, biological process: response to auxin. Lineage: Eukaryota; Viridiplantae; Streptophyta; Magnoliopsida; Malvales; Malvaceae. The coding region runs from base 95 to 334 and encodes 79 amino acids. The record is from RefSeq and is a predicted model, not a curated record.